Molecule: messenger RNA, 3624 nt
Organism: Suillus subalutaceus
Lineage: Eukaryota; Fungi; Basidiomycota; Agaricomycetes; Boletales; Suillaceae
Exons: 11
Coding region: 98-3373 (1091 amino acids)
Biological process (GO): leucyl-tRNA aminoacylation
Molecular function (GO): ATP binding; leucine-tRNA ligase activity; aminoacyl-tRNA deacylase activity
Source: RefSeq, a predicted model, not a curated record
CGGGACUCCACUAAUAAGUUACUGAUCAAUCAUAAUAUCUAUUAUUACCACGAUUCUGCGACUUACCAGUCACCAACUCCGGCGCUAUACGCACACUAUGGCGAAUACCAUGGAAUUGGUCCAGACAGGCAAACGCGAUCGUCUCAUAGAGCUGGAAAAAAAGUAUCAAACAAAAUGGCAGGAGGAUCGUAUAUUCGAAGUUAAUGCCCCUUCACCCGACGAGCUGAAGGGCUUGUCACCGGCCCAAGUCCAGGACAAAUACCCCAAGUGGUUUGGCAAUUUCCCUUACCCAUACAUGAACGGCUCUUUACAUCUAGGACACGCAUUCACCAUCUCGAAAAUUGAAUUUGCUGCCGGAUAUCAGAGACUAUUAGGCAAGCGUGUCUUAUUUCCUCAUGGUUUGCAUGCAACGGGCAUGCCGAUCAAGGCGGCUGCUGACAAGAUAAUUCGUGAGAUGGAGAUGUUCGGCCCCGAUUUCGAACGAUUCGACGAAGGCGUGCAAGACGAUAAACCUAUCAAAGCCGCGCCAGACGGCCCAGCUGUGCCUUCAGUAGCAGUCGGGAAAGCUACGAAGGGCAAGAUUGCCGCAAAAUCUACGGGCUUGACGUACCAGUUCCAAAUCAUGUUAUCAAUCGGCGUCCCACGUACAGAGGUCAAGAAAUUUGCAGAACCCCAUCACUGGCUGGAGCACUUCCCGCCGAUCUGUAAGGAGGAUAAUAACGCUAUGGGAAAUCGUAUCGAUUGGAGACGUUCGUUUGUCACAACCGACCUGAACCCUUACUACGAUUCCUUCGUUCGAUGGCAAAUGAAUAAACUGCAUGCACUGGGCAAAGUCAAGUUCGGGGAGCGAUAUACGAUCUACAGCCCCAAAGAUGGACAGCCUUGUAUGGACCAUGAUCGGUCCGACGGUGAAGGUGUCAACCCCCAAGAGUACACUGGCAUCAAGAUGGAGGUUGUAGAAUGGAGUCCAGCUGCGAAGGCCAUUGAAGGCAAAGUCAAUGGUCGGAAAGUAUAUUUAGUCGCUGCGACGUUGCGACCCGAAACCAUGUAUGGUCAAACAAAUUGCUUUGUGGGCACGUCCAUAAAAUAUGGUGUCUUCGCGAUCAAUGAUACAGAGGUAUUUGUAUGCACGUAUCGUGCAGCUCGUAACAUGGCUUUCCAAGGUCUGUCCCCUGAGCGCGGCCAGACUCAACAGCUGUUGGAGAUAGAUGGUGCGGCCUUGGUCGGCACAAAGAUUAAAGCACCAUUUGGAUUAGCUCCUGAGGUGUAUGUCUUGCCUAUGGACAAUGUAUUGUCCACGAAGGGUACUGGUGUCGUCACUUCUGUACCGUCAGAUUCUCCCGAUGAUUUCGCAACCAUCAGCGAUCUGCGCAAGAAACCCGAAUUCUACAAGAUCCAUCGCGAUUGGGUUUCCGUCGAUCCGAUCCCGGUGCUGACGACUCCGACCUAUGGCGAGCUGACUGCGCCCCGCUUGGUUGAGAAGCUGAAGAUUCAGUCACAAAAAGACGUCAAGCAGCUGGCAGAGGCGAAGGAAAUCGCGUACAAGGAAGGUUUCUACAGUGGAGUGAUGUUGGUCGGCGAGUUCAAGGGUCUGUCUGUUCAAGAGGCAAAGCCCAAAGUGCGCGCAAGCAUGAUCGAACAAGGAUUGGCUUUCGCAUAUGCCGAACCCGAGAACCCUGUCAUCUCGCGCAGCGCGGAUGAAUGCGUUGUCGCCCUGAUGGACCAGUGGUAUAUGGAUUACGGUGAACCUGUCUGGAGAUCACAAGCCGAGAGGUUACUGGCAAAGAUGGAGACAUGGACGGUCGAGACUCGGAACUUGUUCGAGGCCACCUUAGCAUGGCUGAAUCAGUGGGCGUGUGCUCGGACAUACGGCCUGGGGUCCAAAUUGCCUUGGGAUCCCCAGUUUAUGGUCGAAAGCUUAAGUGAUUCAACUAUCUACAUGGCGUACUACACUGUUGCGCAUUUGUUGCACGAUGGUGACAUAUUUGGUCGAACACCGGGGCCUCUGGGCGUCAGCGCCGAGCAGAUGACGGACGAGGCCUGGGAAUAUGUCUUCUGCAACGGAGCGUGGCCAAACCCAGAGCCGUUCCCAAGGGAAAAAGCCGACGCGUUGAAGCACGAAUUUAAUUACUUCUACCCUUUCGAUAUGCGUUCCUCCGGCAAAGACUUGGUCCAGAAUAACCUGACGUUCUUGCUUUACAACCACGCCGCCAUCUUUCCUGAAGACAAGUGGCCCAAGGGCAUCCGCACGAACGGACAUCUGAUGCUGAACGGCAAGAAGAUGUCGAAGAGCACGGGCAACUCACUGACGCUGAGGGAAGGCGUACUGAAGUUUGGUGCUGAUGCAAUGCGUUUGUCGUUGGCAGAUGCUGGUGAUGGUGUAGAAGAUGCUAACUUCGAUGAAAAAACUGCUAAUGCAAACAUCCUGCGCUUGCAUACGUUGAUGACCUGGUGUGAGGAAAUAUUCAAGGACGAGUCUAACCUACGUACUGGUCCCAAGAACUCCUACCAUGAUCGCGUGUUCGAGGAGGAGAUUGUCGACCUGAUUAACAUUACGAAGAGUCACUACGACGCAACCGCUUUCAAGGACGCUCUGAAGUUCGGCUUCUACGAGCUGCAGAGCGCCCGUGACUGGUACCGAGAAGUCACCGCCGAAAUAGGGAUGCACGCAGACUUGGUCAAAUAUUGGAUCCGCGUUGCCACCUUGAUGAUCACACCCUUUGCUCCUCACUUUGCGGAGCAUAUCUGGACGGAGGUGUUGAAGGAGCCUCGUUCUGUCCAGCUAGCCAUGUGGCCAGACCCAGAGCGUACCGCAGACAGGUCGAUUGUUGAGACCGGCGUGUACAUGCGUGGAACGCUGAAGACGAUCCGUGAUGCUGAGCUUACGCUGUUGAAGAGGUUGCAGAAGGGCAAGAAAGGCAAGGGCGGGGAAGAUGCGCUGUUCGACCCCAAGAAACCCAAGGCCGUCCGGAUUUAUGUUGCGACCAAGUUCCCUGAGUGGCAGGAGACGUGCGUGCAGGCUGUCAAGGAUUCGUAUUCAAGCUCGGAUGAUAAGGUCGACGACGCGAAAGUGCGCGAUAUCCUGAUAGAGCGAGGGUUGAUCAAGGACAAGCGCGCUAUGCCGUUCAUCCAAGCGUUCAAGAAACGAAUGUCAGAAAUUGGUGUCGAUGCUGCGUUCCGGAGAACAUUGUUGUUCUCCGAGUCUGAGAUUUUGAAGGAGUUGCUGCCGUAUCUGAAAAAGUCUUUGAGCUUGGAAGAUGUGGAAGUCUGCUCUGUUGAAGAGGCAUUGCAAAGAGAGGGUCAUGGUUUUACGCGCACCAUCAUAGAGUCCUCCGAACCUGGAAGCCCUGCUUUCGAGUAUCGCAACGUAUAGAGCUGUGUAGAGCUCCUCCAUUUGUUCACAAAAUACCAUCAUCGCAAUGUACUUACAGGUCAAUUGUAGUUUCGUCACGGUUGUAACGACGUAGUCAUCAGGGAGGACAUCUACUCUUGGGUCGGAUGGUGUGCAUGUUAGUCAUGAUCAUGCUAUCAAUCGUGACAGCGCUGGUGCCAGCCCAGGACUCGCUUGUGACUUAUCCCUGACAUGUUUUGUGUCCAUCGAAUUAAACGCAAACUAGUUUUUUU